GGUGUCUCAUGCAACAAAUGGAACCCGCGAUUGCAUCAACUGUCAACGGUGGAGAGACAUGCGUCAUGGAGAUGGAGGACAUUCUGAAGGGUUUUGCAGAUGGGAACAAGGAAGGGAAUUCGGCUGGAGGGAACACCGCAGACUGUGCAGAGGUACUUGCGACAAUAUAUGCACAGACUGCAGAGAUGAUGGGUGAUGGUGAUGAAACUGAGAAUGAUGCAGGAGGAAGCACUUGUGAGACUGAAAAGGUUGGGGAAGAGAGAGAGGAGGGAGGUCUGGGAAGCAAGGAAUCUCUGACAGGGUGUAUUAUGAAAGAUGAAAAUGUGGUGAAGACAUCAACAGGAGAAGAGUACCCAUAUGACAUCAAUUGGGUGUCGGGUCGUGUUCAACUGGGUAUUGUUGGAGGAGCACCCUGCUUUGCGUUCAAAGUCGAUGGGACAUGGGUUCCAUUUCCUGCCCCCAAAAUGAAUACAUGGCAAAACGUAACUCUGUCAAUCGUGUUUGACAGAGUAUUAAGGUUGAACGAUGGGGCAACACCACAGGAGAAAGGGCGAUAUGCAUUGGAAAUGUGGCGUGUUCUGGAGGCGCAGGGCCAGUUCAGAGUGAACGAUUUUUUUUACGACAGUUUUGAUUGCGGACAGCCAUGGGUGAUUGGUGGGAACGACGCAACAGGGAGUACGGCGUGUCACGAGAGCGAUGCGAGGAAGCAUCCUAGGCCGUUCUUGCGGCUCAUGCGCGAGGUUGUGGAGGAGGACAUUGCUCCGAGUAUGGGCGUGAGGUUUCAGAUGACGGCGGUGCGUGCUUUGAUGGAGGUUGCCGAGGCGUACCUGGUCGCCAAUUUCGAGAACACCAACCAGGUGGCCAUCCAUUCGAAGAGGGUGACGAUCCAGGUCAAGGACAUGAGACUGGUGGAUAGGUUGUCGAAGCCUCGCUGGGUUGAGAAAUAUCAAGGGUGUAAUGUCAAUCUUCGAGGAAUAAUUGAGAUAAGUGUGGCUCGUGCGUUCCUGCAAUUUUGCACGACUGGUCUCCACGUUUGUCCACUGCUGGUUGGUAGUGUUGGCAUGUUUCAUUACUGGGUUGCGGGAACAUCUCCGAGUACAACGUGAACAACAAACACAUGGCUUGAAGGCAACGAGUGAUAGUAAGAAGUUUGAAGGCGAAGAUGUGCAAGACAUUGAUUCCGAUAUUAAGAUGAUGAAACGGUUGCUUCGCUGUAUGGCGAAGACUUUUUGUUUCACAAGUGCAAGGGACGUGGAAAUGUACCCGUCGCCAUCUCCGUUUGGUUUAUACAUUAUGAGAAUUCGUUGGGACCCUUCGUGCAGACGUUCGACACACAGUUGAUCGGAUAGUUAAAUGGCAAGGAAUGACAGUAAUUAAUGGUAUGGGUUUGAGGGAGCUGACAAACAUCAGAGGUGAGAUUGCUUAUGACAUUGUUCGAGGAUUAUUAAGUGGUGUGAGACUUUCGUAUCUAUGUGGCAGUUUAAAAGACCACCUCAAGAUGAAACGGGACGAGAUGAGGAAGAAAAUGAUGGAAGAUUCUUUUUUGAGAAUGAAAGGUAGGGAGGCACGGGGUGCAGAAAAGUUCAAGAGCGUAAUUGACGAGGUAUUGUACAGGGACUACAAGGAAUUGAAGCGAAGAGGUUGAACACUUCAACAACUGGUUAUUGCUCACAUGGCGCUUGACUGCCACAUGAACAACAAGAGUCGUUCUGCAUGAACUGCUCAAGCUACAUAAGAGAUGAAGGUGAUCAAAGAGGUCAUCAUCACGACAUACAAGAUGAGAGUCGGCAAGGUUUUUGCCAAUGUGAUUCCUUUAGACAGAGAGAAGCGCCUUGUAGAGAUCAUGACAAGAAUUUGGAAAAGACGAUACUUUUUGGGAAGUAAAGGAAAAAAUGAAUUAUUGAGAAUGAAAUAUGAUCACAAGU
Molecule: messenger RNA, 1925 nt
Organism: Chara braunii
Lineage: Eukaryota; Viridiplantae; Streptophyta; Charophyceae; Charales; Characeae
Source: the annotation of a GenBank genome assembly